AUGGCUUGGGAGCUCCUAGAAGUCAGCGAACCCGGCUACGCCUAUAUCAUCCUUGGCGGGUUCGUUGUCGCGUUCAGUGUGGUGUCGCUCCUGGUAAAGGAAAAGCUAUACAUCAAUGAAGUCGUCCUCGGGACGGGUUUCGGCGUGCUUAUGGGGCCACACUGCGCGAAAAUAUUCGACCCUCGCGGAUGGACUUCCGAUACCAACGCACUUACUCUCGAAGUCAUGCGUGUAGUACUCGCCACCGGUCUCUUCGCCAUCGGGGUCGAGCUUCCCGGCGCUUACAUGGCAAGGUCCGCCAAGAGCCUCAUGGUGAUGGUCGUUCCUACUAUGGCCGUUGGAUGGGUUAUAUCCGCCUCGUUUAUAUACGUCAUAUUCCCUCGUCUAAACUUCGUUGCCGGUCUCCUGAUCUCCGCGUGCCUCACGCCGACCGACCCUAUCAUCAGUGCAGCCAUAGUUGGCGGCAAAUUUGCGGUCAAGCAUGUGCCUCUCAACCUUCGUCGAUUGAUCGCCGCGGAGUCGGCAUCCAACGAUGGGAUGGCAUAUCCCUUCUUGACAAUCGCCAUCUACGUCUUGACUGAGGCGAACGCCGGCGUCGCCAUCGAGAAGUGGAUUGUACUAGGAUGGUUAUACCAAGUUGUCUUGGGUACCCUCCUCGGCGCCGUCCUCGGCUGGCUCUUCGCCCGUGUCAUGAAAUACACACAUCGCCAAGGCUUCAUCGACCGCGAGUCAUAUGUCGCACAGUACCUCGCCCUCACCGUCUUGACCAUUGGCAUCGCCUCAACUCUCGGCGUCGACGACCUGCUAGCUGCGUUUGCAGCUGGGAGCGCUAUCAGCUGGGACGAACACUUCAAUGUUCAAAUCGAGAACGAGGUCUUCUCGAGCGUCAUCGACCUAGUGCUGAACUGCGCGUGCUUCAUCUACAUCGGCGCGUGGCUGCCGUUCGACCAGUUCAACUCGCCUGAGCUUGGCGUAACGCCAUGGAGGCUCGUCGUACUCUUCAUCAUCGUUCUGCUCCUGCGGAGGAUCCCGGUUUUGCUAUUGCUCUACCGCUGGAUUCCCGAGAUCCGAUCCUGGCGUGAGGCGCUCUUCACCGGACACUUCGGACCUAUGGGUGUCGGUGCUAUCUUUGUUUCCACCCUCGCGAUCAUCAAAUUGGAAGAAUCUGCAGCUCGAACCGAGCAGACCGAGGUGCUCAAACAGACCAUACAUCCCAUCGUCACAUUCGUCGUCCUCUGCUCGAUCAUCGUUCACGGCCUGUCCAUCCCCUUCUUCUCCUUUGGGAAGAACGUCCGCGUCCGCACUGUAUCGCUAUCGCGCACCCUCACCGCCAACCAAAACACGCCGCCGGAUUGGCUCCUUUGGGCUCGCCGUCCAGGAACGACGUCAUCGAGAGCGCCCACUCGCCCAGGUUCGCCCGACAAUGAUGCGGAGCGUGGCGUCCUGCGGCAGCGAGGCGAAUCCGCACGACGUGGAGGCGAUGGAGAUGGCACUGGCGAAGACAUCACAGUAGACGACGGCUUUGGGGCACGAGAGAUGUCGCAAGAAAAUCUGGCGAAGGAGCCGCACAUGCCGCUUGGUGAGGCGGCCAUGUUCGUCGAAGAUGGACCAACCCAGACAGACACUGCUGCGGAUCAAGAAGAGCAGGAUAUCAGCGAGGAGCCUGUCUCGCUCUAUGAUCAGAAGCAACCAGUCCACGACGAGGAGAUGCGGGAGACGAGCAUCCACGAGGAGCCCGAGCCCGAGCGUGAAGCACGUAACGUGCGCUUUGCGCCCGCAUCUGAAUAG
This is a messenger RNA of Peniophora sp. CBMAI 1063, 1788 nucleotides long. The record is from the annotation of a GenBank genome assembly. Lineage: Eukaryota; Fungi; Basidiomycota; Agaricomycetes; Russulales; Peniophoraceae.